This is a messenger RNA of Dibothriocephalus latus, 1032 nucleotides long. NCBI's taxonomy places the organism in Eukaryota, Metazoa, Platyhelminthes, Cestoda, Diphyllobothriidea, Diphyllobothriidae. The record is from the annotation of a GenBank genome assembly.
AUGAAGACGGAACACUUUGCUUACUGCCUGGCGAAGCUGGAUGCUGUACGCCUGCGCGAUUCUUCAAAGUCUUUGUUUGCCCGUGUAGCCUCUGCUCGAAAGAACAAAAGGAAACGCACCAACACUCAACCUGAGUCUCUGGACUCUUCCAAGCUGGAAUAUUCACGAUUAAAGGCCCUGCAGACAAUCUUUGCAACUAUAAAUAAUGAUGUGCCCCGAUUGCAGGCCGAAACUACUCCACAGGCCCCAUUGGCGUCAGUAACAGCAACCCCACUCAGUUCUCCUGUUAAACCCGCUUUGGAGACUAAUCGAACUCCAUUGUCUUCAGCCGUCUCCCGCCUUCGUAGUACAUCUAAGCGCAAAUCAGUAUUGGGUGGUGCCAGCCUCCGAAAGACACCCGCUUCCAGAGUAACGCCUUCAGACUGCAAUCAUGAUCUAGUGUUCCCUAUAAACAGCCACAUCUUUGCUUGCCUGUCAUCCGAGACCAGAUUCUCCAACCAACCCUCUGGAGAAGCCGACAAUGAGUCAUUUUCAUCAGACAACGAUGAAGAAGAGGAGUGUCCUACUCGACCAAAUUCCCCAAUCCUGCUCCUCUCCGAUGAAGAAAUGGGUACUGAUGCUAAUACCAGUUGUGACAAGAGCUUCUCGAAAAAGCCCUUGCCCUCACCCAAAACUAAUACCAACUUAUCGGAUAAUGUCAAUACUGUUCGAAGCCAGAACUCAGCCUGUGUGCUGGAGGCGUUGGCAUGUCUGACGAAGCUCUUUGCAGAAGUCAACCGUCAUCAUCGCACCGUAGCACCCGCCCCCACGAGUAGGAGCUGUGGUGAACGAGAACAUCCACUCUCACCAUCCGCCUCAGUAGCAGCUAGCGUGGAUACCAUAUUCCACUCUCUCACUGUCUACAAGCAGUCCUCGGCCAUCCAACUUCAGGGCGUUCUUUGUCUCGUCGAGGUUGCCUCCCUCUACCCGGUAGGUUGUUUUGCACCAGCUAGCCCACUGUCCAUUUUCCCGCGUGCCUCUUGCUUCACCUAA